AUGGCGCCAAUGAAGAAGAUCAACAAAUGCCCGGACGGUGGGUACAAGGCCAUGCAAAUGAAGCUCCUGCAAGGGAACGAGGUGAAGUGUGCGGUCUGCAAGCAGCUGCUAGAAGAGCACAAGUUCGACCAGGCAGAGUUGGAUUCCUACCUGCUCAACGGCAUCCAUGGAGAAAUGCCAACUGUCUUUCCAGAAGAUGCUAAGCCAGCAACUGCCGAAGAAGCUGCAGGAGAAGAAGGUGAACAAGGCCAGGGUGAUGGGAAGGACAGAGAUAGCAGAGAGGCAGCUCUGUCCCUUCUGAGAACAGUGGAACCCAUGUUCAAAUUGCUGCCAGCGGGCUCAUAUGGAAAGAAGGUUCCAAUCCAAUGCACUGUGUGCAAGAACAAAAAGUGGCCAGACGGCAAGGUCCUGGAGCUUACCUUUCUGAGGGACUACAUGGUCAAGCACUUCAUCAAGCAACACACUGGAAGCAGAUUCCACCGUGACUCUCUGGCGAGGGAACGUGCACCAUGCAUUCAGGUUGAUCGUGUUCCUUGCGAAGGGCUUGCUGUGGAUGAUGAGGAACAAGCCGGCCAACUGUGGAUCUACAAGGAGCAGUUCGAGCUUUGGGCCAGCUAUUGCAAUUUCCAAGGCUGUGCCCAGCAUGAGUACACCAAAGAUGCUAACCAGAGUGCCUGGACUAUUCGCAGUCACCAAUGCCAGCAGCAAACGGAUCUCAGGCCCAAUGUGGGUCGUCAAGUCUGCCCCUCUUGCUUGGACCUUGGCAAAGGCCAUUCAGUCACCAGGAAUGCCUUGCGCUUUGCCAGAAAGUACUACGGAGCACAGCUACUGUCUUGUCGUCUCUAUCAGUCUGACAAUGAUGUUUCUGACGCCCUUGCCAACAUCAGAGAGACGGCCAUGUACAAGAAUGGAGACUCGAAGCUUACGGAGAUCGUGAAACUCCCAACAGGACAGCUGCAGCAAUGGGUGCGGGCUUCCUUUAUGUGCGAUGCAAAAUGCGGGCCAGAGCUGAGGCGGUACAUUGCAACCACAGUGAAGCCGGCGCUGGCCUGCAGCGUUUCAUCGAUCCCUGAAUCCAUGGUGGCAGUCAUGGGCCGCUUCACGGCCAUUGUUGCUGGAGCUGAAGCAAGUGAGGAGGAUUGUGUCAACCUCCGCAUCGCUUCGGCUGCUCUUUCCGGCGAACUCAGCCAGCAUCCCUUGAUUCAAGGCCUUGUUUUACAAUGCCGAAGGAUGGUCGAUAAGGCCAACCGUGGCAUUGACACGAUGCAAGGACGAAGAAGUCGUGAAAGCGACAGGGAAAAGGCCUUAGUGGCCGACGCAGGGCUGACACUGGCUUUACACGCCGGCAAUGCCUCGUUGGCAAAAGAGUUCGGAUUGGCUGCCAGCUUCUGCCGCAUCGAUGUCGACAUGCUGAAGCAGCAAAGCUUACCCACACCAGCUUUACCUAUCCUGUGGCCGGACAUCAUGAAGGAGAAUUGGACACUUGCUGAGCAACGAUUUCCACGGCGUCCUGAUUUUCCAAAGCGUCGGUUGCUAGUUGCGUUUGACGCAACCUACAUCACUUCUCAAGUUUGCCAAAUGCAACUGCAUGGAUCCAGAGCACUAGUUGGGGGCCAGUGGUCAGAGGACACUCCAGAUUCUGCAUGGUUAUCCUUGGAUGAAGAGCAAGAUAUCAGCAAGAUCGUGAAAGCUCGAACCAUUGUGGAGGUGCUUGCAUGGGAUCCAUCCCUCAAGAACAAGCUGCCCAUGUCCAUGUGUUCUGUCCCCGUGCAAGAGAAUUUUGGUGGAUCAGGAGCAAUGUAUCGAUCCUGCUGGUACAUGCUCUCAUUGAUGGGGCAGGUGCUGAAGGACAACAGUGACUUGGUGAAGGGUCUGAUUUUCGAUGGUCAUGGGUCGCACGUGAUGAUCAAGAAGAUACUUCACGGGCAAACAGGGGGGAUCGACCUCGAAGCGCUGCAGCAAGUGCCAUUUUUUGGUGAGCUGAGUCACGAGGCAGUGGCCUCUGGUUUGCCACGCUUUCCCAUUGCCAUCACGAAGUACCAGGGCUCUGUCAUAUGGGGCCUUUGCGGUGUCUGCCACGCCAACAAGAACACAGCAGGGCAGGCUUGCUCGUGGAUCAGAACCAUCUUCUGGGGGAACCUGUGGACGGACUACACCAUGGCCCGUCAGUUCGGCAUGCCGCCAUCGGUCCUAGGGAGGGAGUCGCCCAUGUCUGACCGACUCCACGCGAUGUUCAGCAAUCCCUGGUAUUUAGAUGGGCCCAUGCAAGAGCUCAAGGUGCCAUGGGCGCUACGAGGUGCUCUCAUGCACAACCUCGUAGUAGCGCUCAACUUGGCGCCACUCCUUCAUCGAACAUUCCCGCUGGCACUGCGGGCAGAAGUUGGAGUAUCAGGGUUUGUAGCCCUGGAUCUCUUCCGCAUGUUGGCAGAGGACCAAUGUAGGAAAAUGAAAGCCCCUACAGGAUCCACCUUUUGGGCUGCACAAACUGUUGUGAACAUGCAGAGCUGCUGCUUGGCAGGGAUCCUUGUCACCAUCACCAAAGACGAGGCUUUUAGCCCAUGGAGAGCAGGCUCAGCAAGGAUGUCAGAGAUCAGUAUCGAGGAACAAUUCUCUUUCCUCCGUCGCCAGAGUGCAAAUGCUCAAUUGACUUGCCGAUCAUUUUGGCAGGCAGCCGCGAGGGUUGCAAUUUCAACGGGCAGAAAGCUCAACAAAGAGCAGCCAGCUCCGGUCCAAGGCGAGAAGCCUUUGGGAAUGGAAGAGUUCCAAGACUGUUGCCAGAAAGGCUUCAAGGCAGCCUUGAGUCUUGCAGCGCUGUGCUCUGGACACACAGAAAAGCAGCUUGAAGCUUCUUACCGGAAGUACUGUGCUGAAGGAGGUCUUGAAGGCACAGAUGAAACAAUGGAAGUUGAAGAGGAAGUUUUUGACAAACUUGGAGAAGAACAUGAGGAGGAAAACGAGUGCAUGAAAGUUCUUCACGCUGUUACGCAGGAAACCAUCUUCGUUGACCCAGAUGAGGAUCCAGAAGGUGACCAAAGUCAGAUCACAUCUGAUCCAACUGAGUUGAACUUCAAGCGAGUGAUGGAGAAGGCUGACAAGGAGAAUUGGGAUCAGUUGCUGGGGGCCGGUGCAGUGGAGUCCUCAGCUCAAUCCUCAGAGAAGAAGCAGCGAAACCCCACCACCUUGGGAGAAGUCUUUGUGAGGCCAGGGUGCGUCUGGAAUUCUCUUUGGCGACUGGCUGUGCAGCUUCGAACUGAACCCGGUGGAGUUGAUACCAGAUGGUUAGCCAACGCAAAGAACGUGCGACGUUGCUCGCAAGGCCUGAAUUGGCACCAGUGGAAUGAGAUGCGUCUCAAGCAGAUUCAGCAGGAAGCAGAAAGUUCCCAGUACAAGGCCAGAACCACGCGGCUGGCGAAGUGGCGGGAGCUUGUGGUGGUAGCUCAGAGAGAGUUAGAGUUACCUCCUUCUGCCCCAGAAAAGCUCAUGCCUGGUCACAUUGUUCUUUUCCAGCUCCCAGAGAGCCAAGCUCAUUCCGGUGUCGAGCUGGGCAUGGUGCUUUCCAUAUUCAAGGGCAUCAAGGCCCCCAAGGUCUUCAGCGGAGAGGCAAGUGUGAACUCCAUCAUGGCGUUCCGAGCUGUGGGCUUGGACAUGGUGGACCAAGAGAACAGCUGCGAUUGGUUUUGCAGUGCAACCUCAGCUGCCUGGACCGUUCGUUUGGAGUCACUGGUGGCAGUUCUGGAUUGCGAACAAUGUGUGCAGCCUGAAGACGGUGAUGGCCAAGUCAAGAUUCGUCUCACAGCAGCAUCCAGUGAAGUCUUGGAAAAGGUGCCAGGACUUCAAAGGUGGCGUGUGUCCCCUCCUAUGACCAGGGGAUCCAAAAUCCCGGGAGCUGCGCCUGCUCCAAAACCCAAACCGAAGGCCAAGGGCAAGAUCGUGCAAGGAAAGAUUUUGAAGCCCAAGCAGAAGCCAACAAUUCCCACAAGCGAACCGAAUGAUUCCAUGAUUCGCCGCACGAAGCAAGGCCAGGAAACGAUCAGGGGCCUUAUGAAGGAAAUCUUGGACAUUGAUGAGCAAAUGCACCCUGAAGCUCCAGCCUUCGAUUGGAAGGACAAGGGAAGCUGCCGUUGUAAGUUUGAGAAUUCUCAUUUGAUCACCUGGCAGAUGAUUCUGGACUCUUCUCCAGCGGCAUUUGAGUCGAUGUACAAGCAUGCAACUCCCACGUACUAUGGAAGAAAGGUGUUCAAGCAUCUGACUUCAGUACGCGAGUCCCUGAAGGAUGAAAAGCGAAAGCCAUGGCUGCGAUUGGUGAAAGAUAUCGCCGAUGUCCUGCGUGACAUGAUCCUACACGACGUGGCGCCGGACGCCGCGUGCUACGCUCCGCUGAUCCGCACGCAGCUGAGAAAAGGCGACCUGGAAAGCGGCGUGCAGCUGCUAUCGCAGAUGCAGCGGCAGCAGAUUGAACCCGACUCGGCCACCUUUCAGGCAGUCCUUGAAGUGGCUGCCCAACGUGAACUGCCCAUCUUAGUGCAAGAACUCUUGCAGUCGAUGGAGCACUGGAAGGUGGUCUCGAGCAGCACCUUGGCAACCUUGGUCCGCUUCUACGGGCGCAGCGGUGAUAUCGGGAAGGCCUUCCAGAUCUUUCGAGAGAUGCCCAGGAAGUUUGGCUUCAAAGUUGACUCCAGUGCCUACAUUAGCAUGCUUUGUGUAUGUGCUGCGGAGGGUGAGAUCAGUGAUGCCUUCCAGAUCUAUGAAGAGAUGUUGGCUGCGGGUUAUGAAACGGACACCUCCUGUUUCAAGGCCUUACUCAGCGGUUCCCUGCAGCAUGGCGACCUGGACACGGCGUUUCGCUUGCUCCGUGACGCCUUCGACCGCGGACAGAGCGCGGUGCCCUUGGCGUCGCUGGAGCUCUUCCUGCUGCAGGCGCAACGGCGUGGACGGAAGAUGUUGGCCGAGUCCAUCUUGGAGGACGCCUUGAAGGCUGGUCUCUUCGUGUCGGAGCGCAUGGUGAAUAGCUUGCGAUGUCGGGCCUGAUUUUUCGAAAGAAAAAUCGGGUGAUUUCCAUGGCUUUUCACAAUGAAAAAUGGUGAUUUAUUCGGUUAGAAUGGAAUUUGUUCAUGGUUAAAAUGGUUAUAUGGG
Molecule: messenger RNA, 5133 nt
Organism: Cladocopium goreaui
Lineage: Eukaryota; Dinophyceae; Suessiales; Symbiodiniaceae
Source: the annotation of a GenBank genome assembly